GCGCUGGCGCCGCAGACCCCUCCCCUUCGCUUCCUUCCCUAGCGCCGACGCCCACCAGACGAGAUGGCCCCGAAGAAGGACAAGGCCCCGCCGCCGUCGUCGAAGCCGGCCAAGUCCGGUGGUGGCAAGCAAAAGAAGAAGAAGUGGAGCAAGGGAAAGCUAAAGGAGAAGGUAAACAACGCGGUGCUGUUCGACCAGGCUACCUACGACAAGCUGCUCUCGGAGGUGCCCAAGUACAAGCAAAUCACCCCUUCCAUCCUCUCCGAGCGUCUGAGGAUCAACGGCUCCCUUGCUCGGAGGGCCAUCAAGGACUUGAUGGCGCGUGGCCUCAUUCGGAUGGUCUCGGUCCACUCAAGCCAGCAGAUCUACACCAGGGCAACCAAUACAUAAGGAUGGGGAAGAGGUCUAAAAUGCAUUGUCUGCCCUCUCUGCAGGAGGAGCUCGUCUUUAGAACAGUUGCCAUCUUUGUCAAGAGUUGCCAAUGUUAUGUUACUGGUGAUGAGUUCCAGGUGACGGCAACAUUUUAGAGAUUUUGAGUAUUUCUAUUAGUUGGUACUAUGGUUUGCCAAUUAUAAGUUACUUGGCCUAAA
Molecule: messenger RNA, 590 nt
Organism: Zea mays
Lineage: Eukaryota; Viridiplantae; Streptophyta; Magnoliopsida; Poales; Poaceae
Product: 40S ribosomal protein S25-1
Exons: 4
Coding region: 64-390 (108 amino acids)
Source: RefSeq, marked validated